UUCUAAUUUUUACGUUGGCCAAUCACAAGGAAGGAUCGAACAAGCUGAGAAUUAAGUUGUAGUUGUAUUUUCUGAUAUCAUUUAAUACGCGAUUUCUCUUGUGAGAAAUAGGACAUCAUCUUAAGAUUUUAAUUUUGUUUUUCUUCAUUUGUUUGUUUUAAACAAAAUAGUCAAAAUUCCACCUUCAAAGAUCGACGUGAUGACGGCGGACUCGCAGCAGCCGACACUACAUCCGAACAAGAGAAGACGGGUUUCCAUGUGUGUUGGUUGUGGCUCCCAGAUACAUGACCAAUUUAUACUGCGUGUGGCACCAGACUUGGAGUGGCAUGCAUCUUGUCUAAAAUGUGUAGACUGCAGUCAGUUUUUGGAUGAAAGCUGUACUUGUUUUGUAAGAGAUGGGAAAACAUACUGUAGGACUGAUUAUGCCCGAUUAUUUGGUGCGAAAUGUUCAAAGUGUCAAAUGACUUUCACAAGAAACGACUUUGUAAUGAGGGCGCGGGACAAUAUGUACCAUAUAGACUGUUUUCGUUGUGUCGCGUGCAGUAGACAACUUAUUCCUGGAGAUGAAUUCGCUCUUAAAGAAGAAGAACUUUUUUGUAAGGCAGAUCAUGAUGUCGUUGAGCGAGCUUCAACAAAAGAAAAUGGAGCGGAUGAUAUAAACAUUAGAAACAAUAAAAACACAACAGAAAAUUUAAAUAAUGAUAACAACAAUAAUAACAAAAAGGAAAAUGGAUUACAUCAAAAUUCAGGUAGUAGAGAUCAUAACUCUCAUUCAAAUUCGAAAAACAGUGAAUCAAGACGCAAGACAGACCAAAAGCCGACACGUGUACGAACGGUCUUGAAUGAAAAACAGCUGCAUACACUUCGCACGUGCUACAAUGCAAACCCACGACCUGACGCAUUAAUGAAAGAACAACUAGUGGAAAUGACAAAUUUAAGCCCCCGGGUUAUUAGAGUAUGGUUCCAGAAUAAGAGAUGUAAAGAUAAGAAAAGAACUAUUCUCAUGAAACAAAUGCAACAACAGCAAGACAAGAAUGGAGGACGAUUGCAUGGUCCAUUGCAAGGAGUUCCGAUGGUUGCUUCAAGUCCCGUUCGACAUGAGAGUCCAAUGCAAGUGAAUCCAGUUGAAGUGCAAAGCUACCAACCUCCAUGGCAAGCACUCAGUGAUUUUGCAAUGAAAAAUGAUAUGGAACAACCCCCGUUUCAACAACUGGUGAGCUCCUUUGUCUAUGACGUCACGCAUGACGAUGAUGAUGACGACGAUCAUGUCGUCUGCUAUGAUCAGUGUUGACCACGUGAUUUAUAAUGACAACCCAACUAGAUGAAUUCAUUUGACAAUAUGGAUUCUGACAGUACCUCUUCGUAUCACAACGAUAAUGCUGUAUACAAUGACAGUUACGUGUGGAGCCAGCCGGAUCAUGAUAACGGACAAUUUUCAGACUCGGACUACCAUGAAUCGGAAAUGUCAAGUCCAUUGAGUCAGUAAUACUAUGGAACUUUAGUGCGCGGAGGGACGAUUCUCAAUUCAGGGACAGUAAUUACACAAUCACACAAUGGACUUGUGACUUUUCCGGAAGAAGCUGUGUUUUAUUUCCGGUCUUUACAAAAUGAAGAUUUCUUUGCAGUAGACAAUUUUUUGUUGUUGUGAUUUUGUGGUAAAGUUUAUUUUAGAAAAAAACUCAAAUGUACAAAAGUUUUCUUCUUUCUUCAGUUGGUAUAAUCAUGCUUGGUUGUCUUGUGAUUUUAUUUUUUUCAUUUAGAGAUUCACUGGCGUCUAUUAAUAUAUUCAAAACAAAUCUUUAAAAUUUGAAAAAAGAGCGUUGUCAGCAUUUCUUUCUUGAAAUUUGACUACCAUGUAGUUGUUCAUUUAUUACCUGCUGGUAAACAUUUUUGUUACCUCAGCUGAUUCACAUCUCGUUUCUUAAAAACGUUCUUCAAGAUGCAUUUGAUUUCAGUUUUUGUUUCUUUCUCAGCUGAGUUGAGAUAUUUCACGUAUAUAUACAUUUCUUGAUAUAUGUUAUGUCCACACAAAAUCAAACGUUGUUAAUCAUUUUAUUUGCUCAUUUUUUGUGACUUUACACAAAUAAGUUUAGUUAUCGUAUUGGAUGGCAAAUGUAUGUUUUAUGAAAUUUUAAUUUAUUAUUACUAUUUAUUAAUAAAUCUAUCAAAAUAUCUUG
Messenger RNA from Mytilus trossulus (common blue mussel), 2177 nucleotides. Its product is annotated as insulin gene enhancer protein ISL-1-like. Gene Ontology annotation, biological process: axonogenesis; positive regulation of transcription by RNA polymerase II; neuron fate specification. Gene Ontology annotation, molecular function: DNA binding; DNA-binding transcription factor activity, RNA polymerase II-specific. The transcript is spliced from 6 exons. Lineage: Eukaryota; Metazoa; Mollusca; Bivalvia; Mytilida; Mytilidae. The coding region runs from base 200 to 1291 and encodes 363 amino acids. The record is from RefSeq and is a predicted model, not a curated record.